AUGAACUUGUGUGACUUCAUGGCCAAGGAACAUAAGCCCGAAAUUCUACGCCUGAGGGAAAGACAGAACCGCAAGAACAGCAACGGUAGUCACAAAGGCUCUCACUCUACGCAAUCACCGUCUGCGAGCGUUGACAAGUUUACUGUCGAGCUGCACAUCAUUUCCGAUAAAGCGCACCACCAAUAUUUCAAGAAAAAUCAGGAAUUGAUUGCAUACUUGGCAAUCAUGGCUAAUGCGGUAAACUUAAGGUACAUGGACAUGGAAAAACCUAAAAUCAGCUUCCUUCUUGUCGGAGUGACAAUGGCUAAGGACCAUGACUUCGGUAGAAAUAACCACGGUGAGAUUGAAGCCUUAGAGAUGCUGAGUGGACUACAAGCUUACAAAAACCAAGGAAGGGUAGCAGGGGAACAUGACGUUGUGUACCUUAUGACAGGCUGA
Molecule: messenger RNA, 438 nt
Organism: Rhipicephalus sanguineus (brown dog tick)
Lineage: Eukaryota; Metazoa; Arthropoda; Arachnida; Ixodida; Ixodidae
Exons: 6
Coding region: 1-438 (145 amino acids)
Molecular function (GO): metallopeptidase activity
Source: RefSeq, a predicted model, not a curated record